AGAGGAAACCCGGCGCCCAGACGCUGCGCCGUGAUUAGAGGGGAAGGGCAAACUAAAUCCAUCGUGCGCUGCUUUGGGGAAGGGCUGUGCCGGCUGCGCUCCGGCAGCCCCUCCUCUUCCUCCUCCCUCCUCCUCUUCCUCUCCCUCGCCGCCUCGCUCUGCUCUGCCCUGCUGCGGAGGGGGGAGAGACGAGGACAGCCCCCCCCCCCCCUCUCGCCAUGGGCGACAUCCCCAGCCUGGUGAAGAUCAGCGUGUCGCUGCGCAUCCAGCCCAACGACGGCGCCGUGUACUUCAAGGUGGACGGGCAGCGCUUCGGCCAGAACCGCACCAUCAAGCUGCUCACCGGGGCCAAGUACAAGAUCGACAUCGCCCUCCGGCCCGGCACCGUCCAGGCCACGACGAUGGGCAUUGGGGGCGUCAAUGUGCCACUAGAGGAGAAAUCGAGGGAUGCUCAGGUGGCCUCGUACACGGGGAUCUACGACACAGAAGGGGUGCCUCACACCAAGAGCGGGGAGAGACAGCCCAUCCAGGUCAACAUGCAGUUUAAUGACAUUGGCACUUUUGAAACAGUCUGGCAAGUCAAAUUCUACAACUACCACAAACGGGAUCACUGCCAGUGGGGCAACAGUUUUGGCAGCAUUGAGUACGAAUGCAAACCGAAUGAGACACGCAGUCUUAUGUGGAUCAACAAAGAGACCUUCCACUGAAGAGAAGUGCAACCAACACUGCUGGACAAACUCCUUAAAAAAAAAAUCUACCUUUUUAAACCAGCAAGAAGCCUUAACAAAGGCAUACUGUAACGUCGCUUUGUUCCGUAAGGUUCCAAUAACUCAGUUGUAUGUACUGGUGGUGCCACUGAAAUCUUUGCCUGUUACUGUAUUUCAAGUUUACCUUGGCAUCUGCAACGCUCUUUACCUAUACCCUGGGAAUAACGUAGGCAUCAUGGUAAAGAGUAUUUGAUUCCUGGGUAGAAAGUCAUCCUAUCAUAAUAGUGUCAUAACUAUCUGGAUUAUGCCCACUAGAUGUAACACCCUUUGUGAAGUGUUUUGCUUUAUUGCUUAGAAUUUGGAUGCGGUAUCUAUCAUGUUGGAAAUUUCCACAUUUAUAUUUGUUUGCUCCUAAAUCAGUGUGCUCCUUCAGGAAUUUUGUUUACAUGUCAUCCCAGUGGACAGCAAAAAAAGUGCAAAUUAUGGAUGUCUGUAGGUUUAGAUAAAUGGCAGCUACUGCACUGUUGGUAUCAAGGGAUGUCAUAGCAAGGGAUUUGGAAACUCUCCUUUUGUCAAGUGCUGUAAGUUACCCUGGUAUAAAUUUCCUAUUUUGUGAGAUUUGGUAAAUUAGCAUUCUUUGAUGUUAACUUCCCCAGUCUCUGAAAUAGCUUUAGAGAACACUAUAAAACAUGCUAACCUAAAUGAAAGAAAAGCAAUAAAUUAGUUGUGGUAUUAAAGACAUCUAACAACAUGGCUAGUGUCUAUGUCAAGGUUAUAUAGUCUUGAAAGAUACAGCAGCCAUCCUUAAUUUAGUUCUUACAGUAAGAGUUCUGAUAGUAAUCUCUGGUUUUCUUUGAAUGAAAUAUUGCUCAAAUCAGUGAAAUCACAUAAAUCAACUUUUUUUAAGCCUGACUACUGUAUUAUACCAAAAUCUACAGGAUUUCCAGCCAACAAAAACUCCUCACUCAUUGUGAUCAAACUGCAGAUUGCAAUGCGUUGUGCUCUUUCACGUAAGGAUAAGCAUGUAAGCAAUUGCACAGUCAUGACUAAAGGUGCUACAUAAACACUAGGUCAGUGUUUAACAUAUACAGGCAACAACAACAAAGAAAACAAAUACCUUUUCUUUCAGUAAAUAAACCAGGGAAACAACUAUACUGUCCCAUCCCCUACUUGGGCUGAAGUAAGCUGUCAGUUCUUGCAUAUCUGUUACUCCCUUUGUGAAUAAUUUGUAAAUUGUGUAUGUAAAUGGUAACCAUGACUUUUGAUCUUUGUAAUAAAGGACUUAAAACAAUA
Molecule: messenger RNA, 2000 nt
Organism: Anas platyrhynchos (mallard)
Lineage: Eukaryota; Metazoa; Chordata; Aves; Anseriformes; Anatidae
Gene: CNRIP1
Product: cannabinoid receptor interacting protein 1
Biological process (GO): negative regulation of signaling receptor activity
Cellular component (GO): plasma membrane
Molecular function (GO): type 1 cannabinoid receptor binding
Source: RefSeq, a predicted model, not a curated record